Topomyia yanbarensis is the source of this 1524-nucleotide messenger RNA. RefSeq lists its product as uncharacterized. The transcript has a single exon. Lineage: Eukaryota; Metazoa; Arthropoda; Insecta; Diptera; Culicidae. Bases 1 to 1524 code for a protein of 507 amino acids. The record is from RefSeq and is a predicted model, not a curated record.
AUGAGGACAAUAGAUGAUUCACUCCAUUUUGAAAUCCAAGAUGAUGGCAUCCGGUUUCUAAAAUCAUCCAUUACGAUUACGGUUACGAUUGAGGAACUUUGCGACUCGAUUCAGCGAUUUUGGGAAGUAGAGAGCGUUCCGCAGCAAUUCCAGUCAAGCACCGAAGAGGAUGAAUGCGAAAAGCACUUCAUAGCAACACACCGAAGAGAUAAAACAGGAAGAUAUGUGGUGCAAUUGCCACUAAAAGAUUCACUGGAGCAGUUCGAAGAAUCCAGAUCAUUGGCGCUCCGACGAUUCUUCGGGUUAGAGAAACGUUUUGCCCAACAACCGGAGUUAAAACGGCAAUACGUAGACUUCAUGCAGGAGUACGAAUCCUUGGGUCACUGUAAGGAAGUAUAUGAGAAGAAUGACGUACCAGUGAUGAGAAAGUGGUACUUACCUCAUCUCGCAGUUUUACGGCUUUUUGAUGCGUCUGCUAAGAAGUCUGGUUUAUCAUUAAAUGAGAUGAUGAAGAUUGGUCCAAUCAGUCAAAGCGAUUUGGUUGCUAUAGUGCUCAGAUUACGGGAACAUCGAUUUGUUUUGACGGCUGACAUUGCAAAAAUGUACAGGCAGAUUGUGGUUGCUGAUUGUUACACCCCUCUACAAAGAAUAUUUUGGAGAAAAAAUUCUUCUGAUCCACUUCGUGUGUUAGAACUAUCCACGGUUACCUAUGGGACGGCUUCAGCACUUUUUCUGGCAACAAGGGCACUUCUUCAAUUGGCAAUUGAUAAGAACCACAAAUAUCCUCUAGCAGCUUCCAUUGUCGAGAACAGCUGUUAUGUGGACAACGCACUCUUCGGAUACGAUAGCCUUCCGCAGGCGUUUGAAGCUCAAAGGCAGCUAAUCAGCAUGAUGGAGGCCGGUGGCUUUCAUCUUCAUAAAUGGUCGUCAAAUAUUCCAGCGCUGCUAGAAUCGUUACCGAGAGAAGAUCAUAAAGAGUUAGUAAGUUUAAGCGAAUAUGGAGCAAAUGAAGUAAUAAAAACCUUGGGUCUUAUGUGGAAUCCAGAUUCAGAUGAAUUAAUGUUUGUAUCGAAGCCCACCACGAACGUAAGGCAGCCUACAAAGCGUCAGAUUUUGCAGCUAGUCUCCCAGAUGUUCGACCCUUUGGGACUAGUGGCUCCGGUCGUCGUUAUUGGGAAAAUGUUAAUGCAAUUGGUCUGGAAGGAGAAACUCGAUUGGGACGAGCCAAUUGUUGGUGAUUUAGUCAAGGGUUGGACAGGUUUCUUACAUGCACUGGAAGGGGUCAAUCAACUUCGGAUACCAAGAAGAGUGGUAAGCAGCAGUGCUGUGGCAUUCGAAAUGCAUGGGUUUGCGGAUGCCUCCGAUGUGGCCUACGGAGCUUGUGUAUAUAUACGGUCGAUAUCCGAAGAUGGAUCUGCAAGCAUGAAAAUUAUUACUGGAAAAUCGAAAGUGGCUCCCAUCGCACCGCUAAGUAUACCAAGAAAGGAGUUGUUGGCAGCUCUUCUGCAACAUCUGGUCUGGUAG